AUGCGGCCUCAACCCAAGCCAGAUUCAAGCUUUGCGUCAAAUCGACUGACACGAACCAACCGACCGAAGAGACAUUUAUUAUCGACCUUCAAUCGACCUCAAAGCGAGAUUGACACGGAAACCAAGACCGAGCCGAAACGCGAGACAUCCGGACCAGUACUAAACGCUGUGAUUUUAUCGGAUGAUGACGACGAUGAGCUCCUCAGCUCCCACCAUUCCAGCGAAUUUGAAGACGGCCUUGAAUCAGAUAACCUGCCCGGGCGUGAUGCGAAUGAACCAGCGACGGACGCGGAGCCACUCAGUUCCACCGACGAUGACAUGAGCGACAGCGACAGCGGUCCAUCAAAGUCAAUCGAAAGAAUCCAGUCUAGAUCACUGGGAGAAAAGCUCGCCGGUGGAGACACGCACAUAUCCUCACCGUCGCCAUGGAGUGGAGGGGUGACAAGGACAUUGAGCAGCUUUAUCGAUGAUGACGACGGUGAUGAGAUAUUCCCUUCCUGGUCAUCCUCACAGAGUGUGAAGAGACUCAAGAAAAACACAUAUCGAUCGUCGACAUCUCUGUCAAGAGUACCAAGCUACAGCGCCCGGUCCACUUUGACACCUGAGAAACGAUCUCAGAAGACGAAGUCAGGCCCGCCGAAAUCAAAGAGAAACCCAUCCGAUUCAGAAUCGGAAGCAGAGACUAGCUUCAAAGUUCCUAUGGAUAUUGACGCUCCGACCUCGAAAACCACUUUACCUGCGAAGAUCACCCAGAAUGCAUCCGCAGGUUUUAAAGUCCCGCGGACAUUCCCCCAUGGUUCUACUUCUAGCUCUUCUCUCGGUACUCUGUCAUCGAAGGAGCUGCAGGCUGCCGUGGAUGCCGACAACUCACCUCUGUCCCCACUCAGCUCACUACCGAGCUCCCCAUCGGUCGAACCCGGAGAGCCACGCAAAGCACUGUGUCCGAUGUGUAAGCUAGAGGUUGACCCUGAACUCCUGAUGCGCUUUGAGGCCCAACCAAGGCGGCGUGUCCGUGAUCAACAGCAGUUUUGUGCAUCUCACCAGCAAGAUACGGCUGAAAAGGAAUGGGAGGCGCAAGGGUACCCGGACAUUGACUGGGACACGUUUGAUGAACGUGUCCAAAAAUACUUCCCAAUCCUCGAGAAACAUCUUGUCCCUGACUGUUCAUCCUAUUACCGUAAUAUCCUCGAUACUUCGCUAAAAAGCGGGAAAGCUCAGAAUUUUCGUCUGACCCUGGCUGGCGAUGGUCUAGAGAUGAUCUCCUGCGGAUAUUACGGGACUAAAGGUGCGGGGAAAAUGUUACAAGCUGUCACUGAUCGAUUCUCCUUGAGAUUACGCCGCCUGGCUACAUCCGACCAUAUCGUCAAGACGGCCGGGGUUGUUGGCUACGCGCAAUCAGUCCUUGUCCCCGAGCUCGCGGUGUGCCUUGUCAAGGAGGACAUGGGUGUGAGCGAGGAGACGGCGCGCCAGAUUCUCCGUGAGAGUAUUUCACUGGGCGAGAAGCUUCAUCCCGCUGUUGAUGAUGUGGUGCCGAUCCCAGACAAUGUCGACGAAACCCUGCCCGAAGAGUAG
Molecule: messenger RNA, 1572 nt
Organism: Penicillium macrosclerotiorum
Lineage: Eukaryota; Fungi; Ascomycota; Eurotiomycetes; Eurotiales; Aspergillaceae
Product: RTC4 family protein
Exons: 2
Coding region: 1-1572 (523 amino acids)
Source: RefSeq, a predicted model, not a curated record